Messenger RNA from Anopheles bellator, 354 nucleotides. RefSeq lists its product as uncharacterized. The transcript has a single exon. Lineage: Eukaryota; Metazoa; Arthropoda; Insecta; Diptera; Culicidae. The coding region runs from base 1 to 354 and encodes 117 amino acids. The record is from RefSeq and is a predicted model, not a curated record.
AUGUUCCGGAAAACGAAACAAACCACGGCUCCACUGCCAAAGCCGCCGACCGAAGAGCAGAUGCUGGAGGAUCUACAGUUGUACCACGAAACGAAACCACCAACCAGUGCGACUGCGACGGGACGACCGGCCGAAGGCUCGGACCAGUCGGGUGAGGCCAACAUAAACGAUUGGUGGAAACUGUUCGAAGCAACGCUGGAAGACCACCUCGAAUUUCAGCACAUCAAGCAUAGUUUGGAGGAAAUGUGUAAAAAGCUGCAGCAUACGGAAAGUGAAUUGCAGGCCGCUUGCGACGGCAUUCAGCACCAGCUCGAGCACGAUCUGGAACGGCUGCGCACUACCAUGAACGGAUAG